Exophiala dermatitidis NIH/UT8656 is the source of this 2013-nucleotide messenger RNA. Its product is annotated as acid phosphatase. The coding region runs from base 1 to 2013 and encodes 670 amino acids. The record is from RefSeq and is a predicted model, not a curated record. Lineage: Eukaryota; Fungi; Ascomycota; Eurotiomycetes; Chaetothyriales; Herpotrichiellaceae. The transcript is spliced from 2 exons. Gene Ontology annotation, biological process: meiotic cell cycle; positive regulation of transcription by RNA polymerase II. Gene Ontology annotation, cellular component: nuclear chromosome. Gene Ontology annotation, molecular function: DNA binding; DNA-binding transcription factor activity.
AUGGACGGUUACGAUCCUCUUGCAAUGCCUUACCUACACAGUCCCAUGCCUUUUACGGGCGGAAAUAUACAAAACCUGGACUACAUGAGUGUUCCGUCGGUCAUGGAUUUGCAAGAGCAGUAUUCCAACUUUGACUCCGAACCCUACAUGAGUGGCGAUGAGCUCAGCUUUGCGCCGUCAACCGGCUUGCAACAUCCCGCCAUGCUGAAGCGCUACUCUUCCGGGUUCGAAGACCCGUUCGCCGAAAGCACGAUGGCUCAAUUCGACCAGGUCCCUACAGAAGGUGGUGCGCCCGAGAGCCCCUCGAUUGAUCGCGACAGCAAGUAUCUCAGUUUUUCCAUGCCCCGAUACAACUUUACGCUGCUGGACGAUUCUUUCCGGCGGUCUUCCGUCAACAUUAGCGCACAACUUCACGGCAUGUUCUUUCUGGCCGAGUCGCAAUGGCCCGCAACGGCUGAUACGCCUCCUCCGCCACCCGAACUCACCUGCUAUCGGCGAAAUCUUUUUCAGAUCACCGGCUCCGUGACGCUGCCGCGGAAUCUCCGAUAUGUGUUCACGGAUGACGGUUCCAGAAUUCCCAUCUACGAGCUCGAAUUGGCAGUGUCGGCAACCGAGUCGGUGGAAGGCAACGCCGUCAAGAUCAUUUCGGUGCCAUGGAAGACCCCGGCCGGGGGUGAACCGGCCAAACCAGAAGACAAGGCCGAACGAGAACCUCCCACGAUUCCGCUUGACAAGAUGUCGGGACAGGAUCUCGACACCGAUUACACGACAUUCCCAAUUCAAUGGAAGCGAUUACAGUUCCGCAUAGCCACGGCCAACAACGGCCGAAGGAAAGAGCUGCAGCAACAUUUCACGCUCCAUCUGAAAAUCAUGGCAUCCUUAUCUACUGGUGGUAAGAUCUCGAUUGCGGAAGCUCAUUCGGGCCCUGUCAUUGUUCGAGGACGAAGUCCCCGGAACUUUGCCGCUCGCAAGGACAUGCCUUUGAGCAGUAGUUCCACGGCCCGCAAACAUCUUCCACCGACCUCCAGAGCUGGAACCAGCCAGACUUCGGUUCCGCAGGUCACUUCUGCGCCCAAGGUCAAAACACCACCUGAGGAUUUGACCCAACCAAUUGUGCCGUUUGACGGUGCCAAUCCGAAUAAUAGUAAUAACAGCGACAUGAAAUCAUCCGACCCGACCGAUCUCAACAAUUGGAUGUCGCAAGUCGUCCCCGAACCUCCCCUUCCCACACCUUCCUACUCGGCCGUCAUGAACCCUCCACCCAUGCCUACAUUUUCACAUGAUCCCACGACACCCGAACUUGGCACCCCAGGAGCCACGUUUCCGUUUACUUUUCCGCAAGAGAUGGCCUCCAACGGCAACCGACCGCUCAGCUUACAUUUUGGGAGUGAUGACGAAGGCAGUCCAUUCCCUCACGCCGAACAGCAAGGGGGCUCGCGACCGUCGUCUCGGCCUCCGACGUCAAAUCCGUCACCAUCACUGGUCAACAAGGGUCAAGGGCAGGCAGGUUCUACGCUUGGCCACGGCCCGGCGGCAGGGACGCCAUACACCACCCACCAUCACGGUGCAUCCCCGGGCCCUUCUCAACCCAGCUCGGGUAGUUUGGUCAACCAUAAUGGGAACGGAAUCGGUGGCAGUCGCCCUCGCCUACAUUCGCACGGCCUGUCCAUGACCAGUGUACCAACCUCCACGCCGGCGCCUAUGAAUCACUCGGAGCCUUCGUCGUCUUCUGUGAUUCAGACACUGCCUGCAUCACGACCAGACCUCGUCGACUCUAAAACUAGCACCAGUAUCAGCACCAGCACCGCUACAGGCCAGCAGACAUACCCCGGCGCGCAAGGGGAAAGUGCUGAUGAACUAUACGAGUAUUUUCCGCUCGGUUUGGACGACUGGAUGCCGCCAGUGGACGCCGUGUUUCGCCCGCACGUUGUCCAUCAUAGCGGACCGUUGCCGCCUGACCCGAGGUCACCGGGAAGGCAUACGAGCAAACGGUAUUUCAGUGAGGUUGUAUAG